AUGGUGGCUUCUGCUCAAAUGAUUCGCACCUUUGAUAUAAACAGUGAAGCUCUGAUCCCAGGACAAGUAGGAUUAGAGUUGAUCGAUUCAGAUGGUGGUUUCUGCGUGAGGGAUUUGUACCUAGAAGAGAUUGGUGAUGGAGAAACUUUGAUAGCAAGGGUGAAGGUAUCCAAAAAGAUUGCCUCGAAGUUCUUAGAAGACAUCAAGCAGGAUGACUCUAAGAUGUGGGAUGAUGGUUGGUUUUGUUGCUCGGUUGCCUAG
This is a messenger RNA of Prunus armeniaca (apricot), 261 nucleotides long. The record is from the annotation of a GenBank genome assembly. Lineage: Eukaryota; Viridiplantae; Streptophyta; Magnoliopsida; Rosales; Rosaceae.